UCUCUCUCUCUCUCUCUCUCUCUCUCUCUCUCUCUCUGUCAGCAGCAGCUGUUAAUAGAAAGCCUGCUGUAGUACAUUUACGUUCACACAGAGAGGUGGGACUCGAACCUGGGACCAUGUCUCCGCUGCAGCUGUCUGUCUACUGGCGCCUGUCUGUCAUCUUCGUCUUCACCUCCUUCCUCUUCUUCCUUGACAUUUUCACCACCGCCAUCGCUGUGGACACUUGUAGCCAUGGUAACGGUAGCGGCCGGGACACUUUGAAAGCAGAGAUCAACCAAUCAGGGCCCGGGGACGAAUCAGAGGGCGAAGCGGAUUGGAGGACGGAGAACCGGCACCGAGACUCAGUGUGUGGCUGGACAGACUGGUUGUCCUAUGGUCAGACUGUGUUCAUGGUCGGCCAGCUGCUGGGCUCUCUGAUUGGAGGAGAAGUAUCUGACCGGUAUGGGAAGCGUCCAGUGCUGCUGGUGUGUGUGUGCGUGCACGCUCUGUGUGGCCUCGUGCCCGCCGUGCUUCCUCAGCCACUCGUCUUCCUCGCUGUCCGCUGCCUGACCGGUGUCUGCUGCUGCUGCAUCAACACGUGCUCCUUCAGCCUGGCCGUGGAGUGGACGCCCCCUGCUGCUCGGCUCUGGCCGCCGGCCGUCCUGCCCUUCUGCUUCAGUGUGGGGACGAUGGUGGGCGCUCCUCUGGCCUGGCUCAGUCCCACCUGGACCCACCUGCACCUGUCGCUGGCUCUGCCGCAGCUCGUCUGUCUGCCGCUCUACUUUUCAAUCCCAGAGUCUCCUCGCUGGUUGUUGUUGAAGAGGAAGAUGGACGUUUUGGACCGUUACCGUAGCAACAGCCCUGCAGAUAAACAGUGUCUGGACCUGCUGUUGCACUCGUCCUGCUCUGACCUGCAGCAGAAACCCAUCGAGGUUCAGAAGGAGGAGCCACACACAGGCCCAGCCCCCAGUGACAUCAUCCACCUCCGACACCCGACCAUCCUGCUCAGACUCCUGAUCAUGAGCUACCUGAGUGCGGCUUCAGCUCUGACGUACUUUGGCAUCUGUAUGAACAUCGGCUCCUUCGGCGUCGGCGUCUACUCCGCCCAGUUCUUCUCCGGCCUAUCAGAGGCUCCCUGCCUGCUCGUCCCAUUGGUCCGCCUGGGGCGACGGCCAAUCACCAUGCUCGCCCUCUUCCUGAGCGGAGCGGCCUGCUUCAUGUCGUUACUGCUGUCCAGAUAUAACGGUGAAAACCGACUGACCAACUAA
Molecule: messenger RNA, 1247 nt
Organism: Paralichthys olivaceus (Japanese flounder)
Lineage: Eukaryota; Metazoa; Chordata; Actinopteri; Pleuronectiformes; Paralichthyidae
Source: RefSeq, a predicted model, not a curated record